GGCUUGGUGAAUAGAAAAGAAAUCACCCACACCCUUAACGGCCCUCUCCUGUUUGCUACAACCACUGCGUUCACACAUCAACUGUUAUCGUUUUAGCAGUAUUUCCUAGAAAAGUUGAUUGAUGUGAAUGCCCCCUCUGGCAGAGAUGUUAGGUUACUUCUUUAUAUAUUGGACGCUGACAAUUCUCGAAGCCACACAGAAAUAAUACUCGCUAGUCAAUCGCUGACAGUGUUGGAGAGUCUUUGAUGUUCACAUCGCUUUUUUUUUCUACAAGUACCAAGUUUUCGGAUCGCAAAUAAUUUCCGCCAUGAAGGUGUUACUGGGAUUGUAUUUGCUGUGUUUCAUUUGUAUGUUUGGAGAGACAAUAGCUAAUCCGGUUGAGAAGCGCUUGAAAGACACUCUAUUUACUGGCUAUGACAAGAGUCUUCUACCCUCCCAUGAAGAAAGUCUGGAUCUCAGUCUGCAAAUGUCCUUAGCAUGCUUGAAAGAAGUGGAUUUUUCUCAAGGGAUCAUAAAAAUGAAUGUGUGGCUAAAAAUGUUAUGGCAAGAUUCACGUCUGGAGUGGGAUCCGGAGCAAUUUGGAAACACUUCUAUCUUGCGCGUUCAUUCUUCCGAGGUCUUCAAGCCAGACAUAUCCCUCUACAACAGCCAUUCACCAAAUGAGAUGCUUUCGGAUGAUAUUGCAGUUCUAGUGUACAACACUGGUACCGUGUUCUAUCUACCGCCUAUGGCUAUUGAAGCAUCAUGUGCAUUCGACUUCAAGGACUACCCAUACGAUACACACAAAUGCCGCCUGAAGCUUGGAUCGUGGUCGUAUGAUAACUCGAAAAUAAUGGUCACUUCAUCGGCCAAUGUGAUAGACAUGGCAGACUACUGGGGACACCCCGUGUGGGACAUUGUAGAAACCUCAGCUGUUAAAAACACCAUUAGCUACCCAUGUUGUGAAGACGUAUACGAGGAUGUGACCUUUCAUUUGACCAUACGACGUCGAGACAGUCACGGUUAUAUAGCUUCCUCCGUGAUCGCCACCUGGCUUAUCCUCGUCGUCUUCCUGAUCGGACCGUCAUCGGCCGGAGAACGUACCCUCUUUGCGGGCUUAGUCUUCGUCUCAUUGGUGGUGCUAUCAGCAGCGCUGAGCGGCGAGGUUCCCAUCUACUCAGCAACCAGACUCGGUCGAUUUCUCAUCGCUGGGAUGCUCGUCACUGCCAUCGUCAUGGUCAUCAACGGCCUCAUCUGCCGUUUCUACCCCAAGGACCAACCUGGCCAAAUGAAGGAGGGUGAUGGAACUGCUCCUCGCGUGUUUCUCUUCAUUGAUAUCGGUGCUUUCCUUGGAUCUGUCAUCAUCCUCGCUAUAUUAACAGGCGCCCUCUUCGCCUAAGGCAAGGUAGUUCUUAAUUUAAUUCUGCCUUCUGGACCCGGCUUCUGGAGAAAUUCAACGUCUGAUUUUUUUUCAGAACUGUACCAAUAACUGUAUCAAUUAUAACAUAUGAUAAUUAUGCUGAGAAUAUAAAACAUCAAAAUUGUGAUAACCCGCCUACCUCCCCCACAAAAAGUAUAUGUAGAUAAUUUUUACCCCAUAAUCGAUUGGUUAACAUUGGUUUUACUUUUAAAAAUCUGAGCUAGAAGGUCACACUUGUCACCUGUGUCUGUGAUAUGUUACAAAAAUGAAGCCCAGAAAAAAUUGCGUUCGAAAAUUAUUAUUUAGUGCUUCAAAAAUUGAAAUAUAAAGUGACCGAAAACACCAUCUUAAUUUCAUCCCAUACACUUAUGUGUACUAUUUAGGCGUCUAUAAGACGCCUAUUUACAAAAUCGGGGUUUGCCUUGUAGUUUUAGCUUUUCAUUCUCAAUAAUGGUUGUUUUCAGGGUUUAUUAGUUCUAAUACAUGCACUUGUACACAUGUUUCAUCUUGGUUUGAGAAUUUUUUAAAUCGGCUGCUCACAAAGUUAAACAAUACCUAGAUUUAAUCGCAAAAUGUAUAAACUUCCUUCAUUUAGUAUUUGAUUUAUCACAGUUUGUGAUAUCUUUCCGAAAAUAUGCACUUUCUGUACGUUCUUGUUUCUCUGUUUGUUUGAAAUUAGUAUGUGUUUUGCAUGACGAAAAAUAUGUGUUAUGCAUUAUAUAGGGAUGAAUAGUACCUCGGGCCAAUUAUAUGCCAUAGUGAAACAACUCUCAUAGGAGACAUAUGCACUGACUAUAACGCUCGUAUUCUCAAGUCUGGUUUGAUUGAGGCCAUGGUCUAACUCUGUUCUAAAAUUAUGAGAAGCAGAAAAUGACAGAAUUAUUAAGUCACUGUGUUCUUUCAUCAUGCUAUAUUGGGGACGGAAACAAAUUAAUUUACUGUUCUCAGACAGUUACGAACUGAUAAAAUCGAACGUAUACUUUUAGAGAGUUUGUGUCACAUGGCUGUCCAUAGUUAAAUCACAACUUGAGACCAGAGUUCAGAAUAGGGGUCUUUGUAUAUAUGGGUUGAGGAAAAGGACUAUGCAUGCACGAUCACUUUGUUAUAGUUUGAGGACAAUUUCAAUGAAUAUAUUGUCGGCGUCGCUGGUUUGUCCAUUAUUCAUUAAUGCAUUUAUUCUUACAUUAUUCAUUCAUUCAUUCAUUUAUACAAACAUUUAUUUUCUUCCAUUAAAACUAUCGACAUGUAUUUAUACAAAAUCAUGAUGUCAUGAAAGGCUAUAAAUAUCUCAUCAGCACUGGCGUAAAUCCCGGGGGGGAUGGGGGGGAUAUAUCCCCCCCACUUUUCGAGGAGGGGGGGAUGGCCUGUACAAACAUCCCCCCCACUUUUUCCGAAAGAAAUGAAAAAAAAAUCACAAGAGAUAAUUGUUUUAUUGGUGAAAAUUCUUCCAAAAAUACCGCUUAACAAAUAAAAUAAUAUUAUUGAAUCAUAAAAUGCAAAUAAAGAGCCAGUUCACCAUUUCCAAACGAAAUACUUAUGUCCUUAUUAUAACAUUGAAGAGAAAUCCCCGUUUCUUCCAAUUCAUCUAUGUUGGGGUCUUUGGGAAGGGAUUAAGAUGGAAUGUCAAAAAUUUGUUGAAUGUAAUCUCUAAUAAAACCAUUAAACCAUCAUGGGGUAAAAAAGAUAAUAAUAUUGGAGGGGUAUUUGCCAUAUGGACAUACAGUGGCGAAACUACGGGGGACAUGGGGGCACAUCCCCCCCCCCCCUCCAUCGGCUGACCAAAAAAAAAAACGGGGAAAGGGGGAAAAGAGGGAGAAAGGAAGAGAAACGAAGUGGGAAAGAAGAAAAUAUUAUUCAUUAGAAUGUUAUAUUAUAUUAUAACUAUGUUAAGUUACAUUACAUAAGAAACAUUUUUAUCAUAACUUUAUGAAACAUAAUUUGCCCAGGGCCUACGUCUUCAUUGUUCCUGGUGCUCGCAUUGUCUGUUUAACGAGAUAUAUAAUCCUGUUGUACUAAAACAUCCCGUUUUCAAGUCAAUAUAAACCAAAUAUAUUUCCUAGCACUUGAGUUAUCAUUGUUUUAUGUAGUGACAUAUGCUUCUUUUUCAUGACACAAAAGUGAUUGCCCCAUGUUAAGGUCUUCGUAUAUAUGAAAUAUUUCCUAUCCGUGAUUACGUUCGCAUUAGUGGAUUGGUGAGAUAUGUCUGCUCUUCAUGAAUUCCUAAAAUCAGUCCUUCAAAUGUCCCUUCUUCUGAUCUGAAUAUCAAAAAUUUUCAGCUCGCGCUUCGCGCUCGCAUCAUUUGGAUAUUGAAUUACGUAUGGUCCUACUUAAUUCCUACAAAGAAACCUUAGAAUGCCCCACUUCAGGUCUGAAUUAUCUAAGUUUUCAGCUCGCGCUUCGCGCUCGCAUUGUUAAGCGAGACAGGUACCUAUCAUGAUUACACAAAUUUGAUUAUAAUGUCCCUUUUUAGGUGUGAAUAUAAAAAAAUUUCAGCUCGCGCUUCGCGCUCGCAUUAUUUGAUCUGUGAGAUACAUAUCCGUUUAAUGACAUUGUCCUUAAAAUGUCUCUAUUAGGUCACUCACUCAGUCAUUCAAAAAUUUUGCUGGUGCCCCCCCCCCCCCAUGCCGUGACCCACGGUCACCACUGUGGACAUAUCAAUGACAAUUCCUUGCAUAUCUAAAAACAUGAUUGCAAAAAAAUGCCAAAAUAUUUCAGUCAUCCCCCCCACCCAUCAACACGGAUUUACGCCAGUGCUCAUCAGGUUUUAUUUUUAAAGAAGAAGGCGUUGGUCUGUCGUUCAGGCACGGCGCACACGGUUUUGAAGGGGGGGGGGGCUGAGCCAAAAGUGGGAGGCUGGCGAUGCAAAAAAGCAAAACAAAAACAAUCAGAUAGUCAUCUUUACGUUUUUGUACAUGUUUUUGAAAAAAAAUGUGAGGGCUGGAGCAAAACCCAGCCCCCCCCCCCCCCGUUUCCGCGGCCCGUGGACACAAUGUUAUAAUUAUGUUUCUACACGUGACUUGUGUUUGUUAUUCUCGAAAUGUGUAUUUUGUUAAUAUUUUUUGUUCUUUCUUUGUAGUCUUGGUAUAACAUUAAUACCAUUUGUAUAUGAACAAUAAUUCUCAUUAAAGUAGGCCUACAUUAUAAA
Molecule: messenger RNA, 4544 nt
Organism: Lytechinus pictus (painted urchin)
Lineage: Eukaryota; Metazoa; Echinodermata; Echinoidea; Temnopleuroida; Toxopneustidae
Product: neuronal acetylcholine receptor subunit alpha-3-like
Exons: 8
Coding region: 308-1378 (356 amino acids)
Biological process (GO): signal transduction; regulation of membrane potential; nervous system process
Cellular component (GO): neuron projection; plasma membrane; synapse
Molecular function (GO): transmitter-gated monoatomic ion channel activity involved in regulation of postsynaptic membrane potential; excitatory extracellular ligand-gated monoatomic ion channel activity; transmembrane signaling receptor activity
Source: RefSeq, a predicted model, not a curated record